UCUGAGCUCCCGUCUUCGCGUAUUCCUUCACACCCGGCACUUUCCUUGAGUAAUUUCGCUCUUUAACUGUCUUUCCCUUUCUACACGCGCAUCUUCACCUCCCCUUCCAUCUUUUUACGUCCCCUCCCUCCGUGCGCGCUCGCUCGCGCUCUCUCUCUACAUCUUCUGCUGCUUCAGUCCGUUCCCUCUUUCUUUUCUCCCCCUCUUCGUCACCUCUCGUCUCUGCACUCAUCCUCCCCUGCCCAUCUCCUUUCAUUAGCUCGUAUCCUCUCCUCCAUCUCUCCGUUUCGUCUUUUUUGUGUCUUCCCUCAUCGAUAGGAACGCGCGCCUCUCCUCGUCCUUUCCUCGUUUGCUAAAUACUGAAGGCAGACCUCUCUUAUUCUCUCUCUCUCUCUUUCCGUCCCUCCUCCUUCCUCUUUACGUUUUCCCCCUCCCUCCAUACUCUUUUUUUUCCUCAAUGCUUAAGUCAGUCAAAAGAGAUACAGUGAAGAAAAGAGGGGCGAACGGCGGGCGCUGAGAGAGAGACAGAGAGAAGGAGAGAAGCUGGAGGGAGAGAGGGGAGAGGGGGGAACGGGGGUUUGGAUACAUCUCCACCUGUCUUCUCUCUGCCAUGGACUGCCUCUGCAUAGUGACCACAAAGAAAUAUCGGUAUCAGGAUGAAGAGACUCCGCCCUUGGAGCACAGCCCCGCCCACCUGGCUCACAGCAAGAGCGCCGAGAUGCUUCACAUGAGUGAUAAAAACCUGGCUGCCAUGGACUCCAUGCACAGUUAUGCCCCACACACACACAUCUCACCAAUAAAGCCAGUGUUGCUGUCCUCUGGUCAAACCCCUAUGUACACCUCUGCGGUCUCCACACUGGCGAACUCUCCACCAGUAGUGGUAAAUACAGACACACUGGAUGGCUCACCUUAUGUCAAUGGAGCAGAAGGAGAGAUUGAAUAUGAAGAGAUUACGUUGGAAAGGGGGAACUCUGGGCUAGGUUUCAGUAUCGCGGGAGGGACUGAUAACCCUCAUGUUGGAGACGACCCCAGCAUCUUCAUCACCAAGAUCAUUCCAGGAGGAGCUGCUGCACAAGACGGGAGGCUCAGAGUAAAUGACAGUAUUCUCUUUGUGAAUGACGUCGAUGUUCGGGAGGUGACCCACAGUCAGGCGGUGGAGGCUCUCAAGGAGGCAGGCGCUAUCGUCAGACUCUAUGUAUUACGCAGGAAACCCCUCGCUGAGAAAGUCACAGAAAUCAAGCUCAUCAAAGGGCCAAAAGGGCUAGGCUUUAGUAUAGCGGGUGGUGUGGGGAACCAGCACAUCCCUGGAGACAACAGCAUUUAUGUCACAAAGAUCAUCGAGGGAGGAGCGGCUCAUAAGGACGGGCGUCUACAGAUAGGCGAUAAGAUACUGGCGGUGAAUAAUGUGUGUUUGGAGGAUGUGAUGCACGAGGAUGCGGUGGGCACACUGAAGAACACAGCAGAGGUAGUCUACCUCAGAGUGGCAAAGCCAAACAACCUGUUCCUUACCAACAACUACAACCCACCAGACCUCACAAGCACGUACUCUCCGCAUCUGGACACAGACCUUGUACAUCCAAACUUCCUGGCUUCGGAUUACCCACAAGCCCUCACUCCCACCUCACCAAGCCACUUUUCUCCUGUGCUGCAUGGCUUGAUGGGAGAUGACGACUUACCCAGAAAUCAAGACUCAUCAGACCAGGCAACAUUUUUCCAGUCUUCAACUGUCCAAUUUUGGGACCCGAGGCGUGUUGUGAUCCACAGAGGAUCGACAGGUUUGGGGUUUAAUAUAGUUGGAGGGGAGGAUGGUGAGGGAAUAUUCAUCUCUUUCAUCCUGGCAGGAGGCCCUGCAGACCUGAGCGGAGAACUGCGCAAAGGAGAUCAGAUCUUAAGUGUGAAUGGCGUGGAUCUGCGGGCAGCUACACAUGAACAAGCAGCAGCUGCCUUGAAGAAUGCAGGACAGACUGUAACCAUCAUUGCUCAGUACAGACCAGAAGAGUACAGUCGAUUUGAAGCUAAAAUUCAUGACCUCAGAGAGCAGCUGAUGAACAGCAGUAUGGGCUCUGGAACAACUACAUUACGAAGUAACCCUAAACGAGGAUUUUAUAUCAGGGCUCUGUUUGACUAUGAUAAGACAGCAGACUGUGGUUUCCUGAGUCAGGCCGUGGGCUUUAAGUUUGGAGAUGUGCUGCGUGUUCUGGACUGUGGAGAUGAGGAGUGGUGGCAGGCCUGCAGAGUCAGCCCACAGGGGGAUGAGGAGGAGGUCGGCUUCAUCCCCAGCAAGAGGAGGGUUGAGAGAAAAGACUGGUCGCGGUUGAAGUCAAAAGAAAGGGACCGAAGUCGAGACAGUAUAGGUUCACAGGGAAGGGAAGAGUCAGUACGGAGUUACGAGACAGUUGCACAAGUGGAAGUGCACUACGCGCGGCCGAUCAUUAUUCUGGGCCCGGUGAAGGACAGAGUGAAUGAUGACCUGCUGUCUGAGUUCCCAGACAAGUUUGGAUCUUGUGUCCCUCAUACGACACGACCCAAGCGGGAAUAUGAGGCGGAUGGGCGGGACUACCAUUUUGUGUCAUCACGGGAACAGAUGGAGAAAGACAUUCAGAACCAUCGUUUCAUCGAGGCGGGCCAGUACAACAGUCACCUGUACGGAACCAGCGUUCAGAGCGUCCGAGAGGUGGCGGAACAGCAGGGAAAGCAUUGUAUUCUGGAUGUGUCCGCAAAUGCAGUUCGCAGGCUACAGGCUGCACAGCUUCACCCAAUCGCCAUCUUCGUACGGCCCAAAUCACUGGAGAACGUCCUAGAGAUCAACACACGUCUAACUGAGGAACAAGCCAGGAAGGGUAUGGACCGUGCUAUUAAACUGGAGCAAGAUUUCUUGGAAUGCUUCUCUGCGAUCGUAGAGGGCGACAGCUUCGAGGAGGUUUAUCAUAAGGUGAAAACUGUGAUUGAGGAGCAGUCAGGACCUUAUAUCUGGAUUCCCACCAGGGAGCGCCUGUGAGAGUCCACCCAGAGCCAGACCACCUCGCCCAGUCACCAUUUGGCCUGCCUGCCCUAAACUGUGGAGCUCCGACUCGUAGAACUCGCGAGAAACAGACAGAGAGAGAGAGGGAGAGAUGGAGAGAGUGAAAGCGAGGGAGAGAAGUCACAGAGACACCAGGAAAUGAUGGAGUGGAGAACAGCACAGGAGCUGGCCACACCACAUCUGCCUCUCUUUUCCUCCUUUUCCUAGCUUUGUAACUUCCUUUUUCUGCUUUUAUCUUCCUUUCUCUGCCUUUCUCUCAGUCCUUCUCUGUUUCUUUCUGGCUUUCUCUCUGAAUAACGUCCUUUCACACAGGACUGGUGAGCUGUUUUUACUCUGCCAUGAACUGGGAUGCUACAAAGAAAUUUUGUAUAUUGUCAGAUUCCCUCUUGCUCUCUCCGAACAAGACAGGAAGUGGAGAGAGAUGAGCGACCGCCUUGGCUUUUACUGGAAUGAGACGUUCAAGAGCUAUUCCUGAUUAAAGGAGCUCAUUUUACAGUACUAAAGGAGAAUUGAACUGAAAUAUGAAAGUAUAUUUAUCAAUACAAAUAAUGCGCUGAAAUCUUCAAUAUCAACGAUAUUACGACUACUCAGAGACUGACGUUCACCCACAGUUAUCAGCAUCAAGGGCGUUUAAUUCCUUUUAGAAAUUUGAAGUACUUGACGAGUGCUUCCUGAAAUGCAGGAAGAACCGAGCUGGCGAAACUAAAACGUUUGCCUCAGUCCUUCGAAUGUUCCCCUUAAAUAGUUUGCAGCUAGUUCAUCACACUGAAUGGAUAGUAAAGAAGGAAAACAGGAAGACGCAGACUGUGACUUUCAUUCUGCACAUCAUAGAAAGCCACACACUUGAUAUUCCGGGUUCUGUUUUCUUUGAUUUUCUUGCGCUUACAUGUAAACAUGCACAUUUAGACACACGCCAACAUAGAUUUUGUAAUGUUUGCCUUCUUCUAUUUGGAUCUUCUUGCAACAGCCAGAUUGAUGUUUUCCUUUGAGCUGAAAUUUAUUUGCUGGGUUGGAUUAUUUCCACAGCUCUCAAACACAAUGACUCCAGGCUGCUCUUUAAUGUGCAAUAUCGGGCUCUUCCAUAAUCUUCUCAUAAUGUAACAAAUUUUAGCCAUGCUUAGAUCUUGAAGUCAUCGGUAAAUUAUCAAACCGCUUUAAAUGUAAUAUUUUCGCCGUUUUUUAAACAGGAUUUCAGUUUAGAUCACACUCAUGUGCUGAGUGGCUACGUUCACACCAUAAUCCAAUUCGUUAUAUAUAAAUUAUUGAUUUAAAUGAAUUUGUAAAAAUUAUUAUAAAUGAUAUAUUCAGUAAUUAUAUUGGGGUAUUUAAUUAUUUAUUUAUUAUAUAUUAUUUAUUUAACACCUUGCCUUCCUUCAUGUCAGUGGUUGUUUUCACUGUUCUCUGUCUUAAGGUAAACCAAGCAUUAUAUGACAAGUAGUAGCUUAUUUUGAUGAAAUAUAACUUACAAAUUAUUUAAAUCUCAAAUAUUUCAUUGUAGAAUAGUAGAUGUUUUGUUAGUGGCCCUUUUUUUGGAGAAUGUUUUUCUCAUAUAAGCUCAGGAUAGUUGUUAGUGAAGGCAUUGGGACGUGUAUGUAUUUGUGGUGUCAUCAGAAAAUACAGCAUAAUCUCACAGCAAUUUGUAACUAUUUUAUGUUUUGGUGACUUGUUGGCUAAUUCGAAUGAAUUUGUACCAACCCAUUCAUACAAUUUUGUGCGAUCAGCCUACUGAUAGUUAAGUUUAGGUGUGGAUUUUUCCUAAAAAAAGAACAAACAAAAAAAACAUCGUACAGUCUACAUCGUAGCAAUUCAUACGAAAUUCCCAUUCAGCUGCAAUGUGAACGUAGCCUUACUGGCCUUUCAUUCAGCCCAUCUCUAAACUCUCCGGACACACACACACACACAAAUACUAUCAGGAAAAUGGUGUAUUGUACAAAGUUUUUUUAUGCUGUGUAUCAGAUUAUAAUUAACUCUUGUAAUCAGACCAAUGAGGCUACUUUGAUGCAUCUCAAUGGCCAGUCAGUGGACAUCAUCACACCAGUUAACUGGUGGGUCGAUGAUGCUGCCAUCACCGAAGUGAAGAGGAUCGGGUCUUAAUGAUGCUGGAGCUUUAUUGGAAUACGAUCGUGGGUUCAUUAUGUUUGAUGAGAUAAAUUAAUGGCUGUAAUGCCAGAGAAUAAUCAGCUUAGCUAGCUAAGUUUAACAAUCCAAGCCUGCCUCCAACUGCCCCUUCUCAGAGCGAAACACUCAUUUGUAAGCAAUUUUACCCAUAAUUCUGUGAGGGCUGACAAAGCGCCCACUUCAACCCUGGCUGACAUGAGAAUGGCAGAAUGAUAAAUUGUUUUUUUUUUUUUUUACCAUUUUGUGCCGUGACAGUGAUGCGGUAAAAAUCGAUACGGUGCUUUGAGCUCAGAGGGCGUCAUAUUCAAGGUCUAAAGUAAGGAUGAAAGCAAUGGUUUGUCCAGAACACGGUCCAGGGGUUUGCAUUUGAUUUGGUGAGAUUUCCUGUAAAUCAAUGCCAUGAGCAUUACUAUGGUGAUUUAUGGAAACAGACUUUGAUUGAGACUAUUGUGAUCGAAAAAACUGGCACCGUUUUGUGUCAGGCCAAAAAAACAAAAAAAAGUCUACUAAGAAGAUGAAGUGAGACACAUUUGCACUUAUUAAAGGGAAGAUUUGAUCAGAUGUGAUGAACAAUAGAGGGUUUCUGGUAGAAGGCAGAGGAAUACAGAGCGAUCUGGUGGCUUGUUUUCUUUCACUCAUUUUCUUUUUGACUUUUUGCGUUUGAAUUUCGAUAUUUACAUGUGUUUGGAGUGCAGUGACAGUUCUUUUCUUGCCGUUAUUUUUAUUUAUAGAUUUUAUAUAAUUAUUUCAUUGUUUACUGCUUUGUUUACAUUGGGGUUUUGUGUGAAGACUGAGACGCUUUUGCUGUGGUUUCCAGAGUGGAGCUGCACACAAUCAAAUGUGAAAACUGAAACUAAAAAUUAAACUUUACUGUGAAAUUACAUAACAAUAAUAAUAGUAAUAAAAAAAAAGAAGAAAAAAAAACUAAACUUGCACGCAUACUGAUACUUUUAUAAACAUAGCCCAUAAAUAAAUUUCCCAAAUCAUAUUAUUGGCAACAUGAGAAAUGAAAAAUAAUAGUGUAUAUUGCGGUUUGUAUGAGCUGCACAAAUAUGUGCACACACAUACACACACCACACACACAAUAUAUUACCAAGAGAAAUAUAUGACUUCACUCUUACUAGAAUGAAUUAUGAGUUUAAUUUAUUUAUUUAUUUAUUUGAAAGAAUCAAAUGUAUUUUAUCGAUUUGUAUUUGCCAUAACAUAUUAUUCUAAUUAUCCUGAACAGAUUGAACAUAUUGCUUUUAUUAAAAAAAGAAGAAUUAUGAAAAUACAACAAUGCCAUCUGAUGCAAAGUAUAUUUAAAUGAUUUAUCUUAAAAGAGAGAUUUACCAAUGACAGUAUCAGAUUAUACAAAUGUUUAAUUUCAGUGAGAUGCUUGUUGUAAAUUAGCUACAAAAAUAAUAAAACGAAUUAUGUUAAAAA
Cyprinus carpio (common carp) is the source of this 6565-nucleotide messenger RNA. RefSeq names its product MAGUK scaffold protein DLG4-like. The record is from RefSeq and is a predicted model, not a curated record. Gene Ontology annotation, biological process: postsynaptic neurotransmitter receptor diffusion trapping; chemical synaptic transmission; AMPA glutamate receptor clustering. Gene Ontology annotation, cellular component: neuron projection; neuromuscular junction; postsynaptic density membrane. NCBI's taxonomy places the organism in Eukaryota, Metazoa, Chordata, Actinopteri, Cypriniformes, Cyprinidae. Gene Ontology annotation, molecular function: kinase binding.